This is a messenger RNA of Hordeum vulgare subsp. vulgare (domesticated barley), 621 nucleotides long. RefSeq names its product subtilisin-chymotrypsin inhibitor-2A-like. The record is from RefSeq and is a predicted model, not a curated record. The coding region runs from base 140 to 367 and encodes 75 amino acids. Gene Ontology annotation, molecular function: serine-type endopeptidase inhibitor activity. NCBI's taxonomy places the organism in Eukaryota, Viridiplantae, Streptophyta, Magnoliopsida, Poales, Poaceae. The transcript has a single exon. Gene Ontology annotation, biological process: response to wounding.
CGCGCGCGCGCUCCCGGCGACUAUAUCCAAAAGAGCCAAGGUUAGCUCAAGGUCAACUGCAACCCUUUGAUCAUUGCUACAACCUGGUACUCCAGUCAGUUAUCGAUUGUCCGAUCGCGGUGGUGCCGUGCGUGCGACGAUGAGCUCCACGGGCAACGGCUGCAAGAAGGCGUCGUGGCCGGAGGUGGUCGGGCUGCCGGCCGAUGAGGCCAAGGCCGUCAUCCUCAAGGACAAGCCUGACGCCGACGUGAUCUUGGUGCCUUUCGGGAUGGGGGUGCAGCAGGACCUCAGGCUAAACCGCGUCCGCGUCUUCGUCGGCACCAUCGCCAGCGUGGUGACCGUCGUCCUCACCCCCCAGCCUGGCUAGCUAGGGAGGUACGGUUAUAGCUGUAGCUCUACAUGUUCGUCUCGUGUUUGCUCCUCGCUCAUGAAAUAAAUUCAUAAACUGUGACCAUCUUGCAAGUUGAUUUCAUGUAUGUGCUACCCUAUUGUUCAAUGUUUAUUUGUGAGCUUCAGUUCAAGACAUGUAAUGCUGGACACAUUGAAUUUGCACCUGACUGCAAGGGCAAUGCAUUGUACUUGAUCAUGAUCCAGAAACAAUCAAAUACAGCUUCUCUUCCA